Penicillium chermesinum is the source of this 2109-nucleotide messenger RNA. RefSeq names its product glutamine--fructose-6-phosphate transaminase (isomerizing) GFA1 (gene gfa1). The transcript has 5 exons. NCBI's taxonomy places the organism in Eukaryota, Fungi, Ascomycota, Eurotiomycetes, Eurotiales, Aspergillaceae. The coding region runs from base 1 to 2109 and encodes 702 amino acids. The record is from RefSeq and is a predicted model, not a curated record. Gene Ontology annotation, molecular function: L-glutamine:D-fructose-6-phosphate transaminase (isomerizing) activity; carbohydrate derivative binding. Gene Ontology annotation, biological process: protein N-linked glycosylation; fructose 6-phosphate metabolic process; UDP-N-acetylglucosamine metabolic process.
AUGCUGACCUUAUUGUCUUCUCAUUUCAGUGGAAUUUUUGGUUACAUUAACUAUCUCGUUGAGCGAGACCGCCAAUUCAUCAUUGACACCCUUCUCAAUGGUCUUUCACGGUUGGAAUACCGUGGCUAUGACUCCGCCGGUAUGGCGGUCGAUGGUGACAAGAAGAAUGAGGUUUGCGCUUUUAAGGAAGUCGGCAAGGUCGCCAAAUUGAAGGAACUCAUCGCCGAGGCCAAGCCCGACAUGACCAAGACUUUCGAAUCACACGCCGGUAUUUCACACACUCGUUGGGCCACCCACGGUACUCCCUCUCGCAGCAACUGCCACCCUCACCGUUCGGAUCCCAGCUGGGAGUUCGCCGUGGUCCACAACGGUAUCAUCACCAACUACAAGGAAUUGAAGGCUCUUCUCGAGAGCAAGGGCUUCCGUUUCGAGACCGAGACCGAUACUGAGUGUAUUGCCAAGCUGGCUAAGUACCUGUAUGACCAACACCCGGAUAUUGAGUUCACCGUACUGGCCAAGGCCGUGAUCAAGGAAUUGGAGGGUGCAUUUGGAUUGCUGCUGAAGUCUGUCCACUAUCCCCAUGAGGUGAUUGCCGCUCGCAAGGGCUCGCCCCUUGUGAUUGGUGUUCGCACCGCCAAGAAGAUGAAGGUCGACUUCGUCGAUGUGGAAUUCUCGGAAGAAGGUGCCCUUCCUGCGGAGCAGGCCUCCCAGAACGUGGCUAUCAAGAAGUCCGCUGCCAGCCUCUUGGCUCCCCCCGACAAGUCGCUGCUGCACCGUUCCCAGUCACGCGCUUUUCUGUCUGAUGACGGUAUUCCUCAGCCCGCUGAGUUCUUCCUGUCUUCGGACCCCUCCGCCAUCGUGGAGCACACCAAGAAGGUUCUGUACCUCGAGGAUGAUGACAUUGCUCACAUCCAUGAGGGUCAAUUAAACAUCCACCGCCUCACCAAGGAUGAUGGAACCUCCAAUGUCCGCGCCAUCCAGACUAUCGAGCUGGAGCUCCAGGAGAUCAUGAAGGGCAAAUUCGACCACUUCAUGCAAAAGGAAAUCUUCGAGCAGCCUGAGUCCGUGGUCAACACCAUGCGUGGUCGUCUGGAUGCCGUCAACAAGAAGGUCACCUUGGGUGGUCUGCGGCAAUAUAUCUCGACCAUUCGUCGCUGCCGCCGCAUCAUCUUCAUCGCCUGUGGUACUAGCUACCACUCCUGCAUGGCCGUGCGUGGUGUUUUUGAGGAGUUGACUGAGAUCCCUAUCGCGGUCGAGCUUGCCUCGGAUUUCCUUGACCGACAGGCCCCCGUAUUCCGUGAUGAUACUUGCGUGUUUGUCUCUCAAUCUGGAGAAACCGCCGAUUCUCUCAUGGCUCUUCGAUACUGCUUGGAGCGUGGUGCCCUGACUGUGGGUAUUGUUAACGUAGUGGGUUCCUCUAUCUCUCUCCUCACCCACUGUGGUGUCCAUAUCAACGCCGGACCCGAAAUCGGUGUUGCAUCUACCAAGGCAUACACCUCCCAGUUUGUGGCAAUGGUCAUGUUUGCACUUUCUCUCAGUGAAGACCGGGCCUCCAAGCAAAAGAGACGCGAAGAGAUUGUUGAGGGACUUGGCAAGGUCUCUGAACAAUUCCGUGAGAUUUUGAAGCUCAACGAGCCUAUCAAGGAGAUGUGCGCCAAGUUCUUCAAAGACCAGAAGAGCUUGCUCCUUCUUGGUCGUGGUGCUCAGUUCCCCACAGCGUUGGAAGGUGCGCUGAAGAUCAAGGAAAUCUCAUACCUCCACUGCGAGGCUGUCAUGUCCGGCGAAUUGAAGCACGGUGUCUUGGCUUUGGUGGAUGAGAACCUGCCUAUUAUUAUGAUUCUUACCCGUGACAACCUGUUCACGAAGUCUCUCAACGCUUAUCAGCAAGUUAUCGCUCGAGGUGGACGUCCUAUUGUUAUCUGUAACCAGGAUGACCCUGAAUUCUCCGCUGCCCAGACCGAGAAGAUUGUUGUCCCCAAGACCGUGGACUGCCUUCAGGGUCUGCUAAACGUGAUUCCCUUGCAGCUGAUCUCCUACUGGCUGGCUGUCGGUGAAGGUCUGAACGUGGACUUCCCCCGAAACUUGGCCAAAUCGGUAACUGUUGAGUAA